Moneuplotes crassus is the source of this 2746-nucleotide messenger RNA. The record is from the annotation of a GenBank genome assembly. Lineage: Eukaryota; Ciliophora; Spirotrichea; Euplotida; Euplotidae.
AGUAAUUAUCAGAGCAAUAUGUUUGAGAGUAUUAAGGAGACAAAGUGUAUAAAGAAGGAAAUGCUGAUUCCAAGUGGAGGAUCAAAAGCUCAAAAGGGGUUAUUUAACUGAUUCAUACCUGAUAUGAAAUAAUGAAGCUAAGGAACAACUAGAUGACUCCUCAAUCUCUAGCGAUACUGAUUGUCUCUUAAUGGAGCACAGAGGAUUUAGUGGAUGUGGAGAGAGCAAAAAUAUCUAUUUGGUAGAAAAUACUACCAAAAGACUCAAUUGGACAUAUGUCAACAUUGUCCCUGACCCUGAGACUGUUAAACAGAUGGUGAGGGAGAAACUAAGGAUAACAGAGAAUUUCAUCCUAUAUGAUAAAAACGGCUGUGAGAUCUUCAAUGAUGAUUUCAACCUUCUUCGGAAUAAAGAGUGUAUCUAUGUCUGACCCGCUUCAAAGGAUUUCGACUACCUCGCCUUGCUUGAGAUGUAUACCAAGAUAUGUAAGCUUGGCUCUGGAGGUUUUGGGAAUGUGUAUAAACUCAAACAUAAGCUUAAUAACGAGAUUGUGGCCUGUAAACUCGUCAGAGUCUCUGAACACCUACAUAAAGCAGAUAGGAUCCAACAAAUUUUAAAAGAAGCUCAAUAUUUAAUGACAUUGGAUCAUGAGAAUAUUCUGAAACUUGAGACUGCUUUCCUGGUCAAUCAAGAAAUCGCAAUUAUCACUGAGUAUAUCCCUGGAGGAGAACUAGGAGACUUUAUUGAGAAGCAGCCUGCUCCGUUAACAGAAAUGCAGGCCUGUGCAAUCAUGGUCGAACUUGUUUCAGCAAUAGUGUAUGUGCAUUACAAAAAGAUAUUACAUCGCGACCUCAAACUUGAAAAUAUUUUACUGAAGGAUGAGAAGACUUGUUCUGUUAAAAUCAUUGAUUUUGGGCUGGCUUCUUUAGGCUCGAAUAAUUCUGUAGGGCAAUCUGGCACUUUGCUUUACUCACCUCCUGAGCUGCUGAAUGGAGAGAGUAAGAAAUCAAGCAGUAAAACUGAUGUCUGGUCGCUUGGAGUUAUUUUGUAUAUUAUGAUAACGAAGAAAUUUCCAUUUGAAGGACCAACAGAGGAAAAAAUUAUGCAAAGUAUUUGUAAGAGCAAGCUAAAAUUUCCAAAAGAGUGUGUAAUUUCGAGUGAGCUGAAGGAUCUCAUCCAGAACAUGCUGGAAAAGAAUCCAAAUACGAGGUUUAAUAUAAACCAGGUGAAUCUCCAUCCGUGGUUAGAAAUGAAUAAAGAUAAAAUACACAGAAAAUAGCAUAUUUAAGCCGAAGAAUGACUUCUUAAGCCCAAGUAUGCUAAAACCAACAGCAGAUCUAAGGUCUGGCAACAGCAAGAACUUGAGUCAUCUUGCAUCUCCAGAUGAUAAAUUUAAUAGACCUUCUAGACCUUCUCGAAGUCGUUUAGGUAAAGACUCGAAGAAAAAUUUGGCUCAGAACGAGGCAAAUUUUCUUCUUUCUCCACUCAAUAAGAUGCCAAACGCUGUGACUCCAAAGAAAGACGAUGGCACCUUGAAAAAGAACUUGAACAGCAAAAUUCGGAUGUCUAAUUAGCAAGCAUCGGAACAAUAGAAUGGAGAUCAUGCUCAGUAGUUUGAAUUCAAUUAAGCACUUAGAGACCAAGCAAAAGAAAAAAUAAAACUAAAAGAGCAAACAUUCCUCAUAAGAGAAAACAGAAUCAUUUCCCUGAGACCCGGGGAGUGAAGUCUAAAGGCCUUAGCAAGGGUCCUCUGACCAAUCACAAGAUUGUCAAACUUCUUGAAGCAGAGAAGAUUCCGACUACGGCUUACUAUCAAGCUUGGCUACGCCAGCAUAUCCAAAAGCACCAGAACUCCAUGGUUGGAUUAAAAGGGCUGUUUGUAGAGAUGAAAAAGAAAUUUGAAGGGUCUAAGGAAAGUUCUGUCAUGUUCUCACCUAAUCCAGGAAUCAGCACUAAGGCCACCGAGAUAUUAGGCACUACAGUAGGGUACAAGUUUGGAGUUGGAAGAAACCCCAAGGUUUUCUACACUGAUAAAAAGAGCAGAGCCGGAGUUAGCAGUAAGGAAAUAGGAGAGAUUCACGAUACUCUCCAGACAGAACACAAGUUAUCUCCUAAGAUGGUCUCUCCCAUAACUACGGGAAACGAUUAUAGGAGAGGUAGUAUGUUUACAAAUCUUGAAAAUAGUAAUAUUUUGAGUCAAAACCGAUCCUCAGAUAAAAGUCCAGCUGAAAGCACAACAAACUACACUAGAUAUGAAGGAGGAGCCAAUGAAAAUCGAAUGGAAGACAUCUUAUUCAAAAAGCUCAAGUUUGGAACGACUAAUAACCUACAACUACUGAAAAAGAACUUUUUAUCCUCAAAGACUAUUGAACAAGUAUUGCUUCGGAAUGAACGAAAGAACCCCAACCCUCAGGGAAACUACAGAAGGAGGAUUUUGAGUAAUACAAGCGGGAAGGGAAGUGACAAUUUGGAUUUUAGUAACAAAAGCAUCCAUAAUUAUCGGAGUCCUCCCAAUAGCAAGUACAUUCAUAAUGGCACUACUAGAGAAGACAAGAUGUUCAGCUUUAGUGGCCCUGAGAAGAAAACAUGGGGAAACCAUUUCCAUUCUCGGAGAGACUAUAAAACAACGAAGACAGGCCAUAGGAAGGUUGCCAAAAUUGCUAACCUGAAGAUGAUGGUUAAGGCUAAUACUAAGUAUGUAGAUGAGGAAUAUCUGAAUGACAUCAGCAAGAGGAUUAACAUUUAG